AUGGCGACUAAGACCCCCUCAGACGUUCAUCCCGGCAACCUCUUACUUGGCGCCAACGACAACUCCAUUUUCCAGAAGCUAGAGGAUGACGAAUUCGCAAGACCCAUCGCUCGCAAGCCGUACGAAGACAGAACCAACUAUCUUUCGCGCCUCAUGAAGCCCAAGUUCCGGAUUCUCACCACAGCUACUGCCCCUCGAGACGCUGUUCCAGGCAUGGGACCUGCUCCAAAGAAGGAUGCUGUCCGUCGCCGCGAGCGCUCCUCGGCCGACAUCGCAGCAGAGCGCUUAAAUACUGGGAUAAAGAUGGGCGAGUCCGUGCCUAUACCAAGAGAGAAGACCCUCGAGGCAGCAGAGGCCAAAAUUAGGGACAACACCAAGUUCCUGCAGUUCAUUCGACGCGCGCUGACCUGGGAUCCGAAGGCCCGUCCGACGGCGAAGGAGCUCUUGGGAGACCGGUGGGUCGAGGAUUAG
Molecule: messenger RNA, 471 nt
Organism: Verticillium dahliae VdLs.17
Lineage: Eukaryota; Fungi; Ascomycota; Sordariomycetes; Glomerellales; Plectosphaerellaceae
Product: protein kinase domain-containing protein
Exons: 4
Coding region: 1-471 (156 amino acids)
Source: RefSeq, a predicted model, not a curated record